UGGUUACACUUUUUCGUGUUUUUAAUUAAUUUCAGCAUUUAAUCAGUGGGUAAAAUAACAGGUCUGCGGCCCCUCUGUGCACCAGAGCGAGCUAACAUGGUAGGAUGCAGGCGGCGGUUAUCUCUUCAUUUCCUUUUCCUUCGUCUUUCGCCUCCUCUAAACGCCUAAAAAUGACUACGGCGUCUCCGGAUUUCUCCGCCCACACCCGCCGCCCUGGGGUUUCCACCCUAUUACUGCUGCUCGUGGCGGCGGUGCUCCUUUCCUGCUUCCUCCUCCACAGAGCUGUCCAAUUCGGAAUCACCACUAACAACGGAUCACCUCUCUAUUCGGACAGUAAAGAGUAUAGUCUUGAGAGAGUUUUGAAGGUUGCUUCGAUGCCAGAUAACACAGUGAUCUUAACAACCUUGAAUGAAGCAUGGGCAGCUCCAAAUUCGGUGAUUGAUCUAUUUCUUGAGAGUUUCCGAAUGGGAGACCAAACCCGUUGGUUACUCAACCAUUUGGUGAUUGUUUGUUUGGAUCAAAAGGCAUUUUCCCGUUGUAUGGCUGUACACUCCCAUUGUUUUUCCCUUGUGACUGAAGGAGUUGACUUUUCACAUGAGGCUUAUUUCAUGACCCCGGACUACUUGAAGAUGAUGUGGAGAAGGAUUGAUUUCCUAAGAUCUGUUCUUGAAAUGGGAUAUAACUUUGUUUUCACGGAUGCAGACGUUAUGUGGUUCAGAGAUCCAUUUCCUCAUUUCCAUCCAGAUGCUGACUUUCAGAUAGCAUGUGAUCACUUCUCUGGCAGAUCUGAUGAUCUAGAAAAUAAGCCUAAUGGUGGGUUCAAGUUUGUAAGAUCAAACAAACGAUCUAUAGAAUUUUACAAGUUCUGGCAUGCCUCUCGUGGAUUAUACCCUGGACUACACGAUCAAGAUGUUCUUAAUAAGAUUAAGAACGACUCCUUCAUCCUGGAGAUGGGGCUUCGCUUGAGAUUCUUGGACACUACGUACUUUGGUGGGUUCUGUGAACCCAGUGAAGAUCUGGAUGAAGUUUGUACAAUGCAUGCAAACUGUUGUUUGGGGUUGAGCAGUAAGCUUCACGACCUCAGAAUUUUGCUCGAGGACUGGAAAAUGUAUGUGUCUUCUUCCCCAAUGAGCUCUGAAUCAUCUGGUUGGAGAGUUCCACUGAAUUGUAGUCUUGAUUCACUCCACCUUUAUGUUCAACAACCUGAUCCAACAUGGCCCAACUCAAUCUGAGUGACAACUUGCUCUGACCCUCCCUCGCCUGUGGCAGCACGGAUGGCUAGUAACAUCUGAAAAGUACGGCCAUCUAACAGUUAGGUAUUGUAUCAAGCCCGUAACAUCUGUAAAUCUCUUCUGCACACCUAAAAAAGGGAAAAGAAAAAUCGAAAUGGUGGCUGUAUUUUCCUAGUGAGCCUGUCUAUGUUUUAGUAUAAUCGUUGUCACAGUCGCUCUUAUGGUUUGUGAGUAGAGGUCUGGGGUUAUUUCACAAUACAGUAACAACAGAGGGGAUUGUGAGGGCUUUCACAUAUUCGUACAACUCUUUACGAAAACACGCAGUCUCGUAUUUCCAUUUUUCCAGAUCUCUGGAAUGCAGAGAAAAAUUGAAGUUGCAGGCUACGAGUUAACUUGGGAAAAGGGCUGUGUAUUAGAACUCUGUAUUACUGUGAAAAUAGCUGCUUCCAAUAGUGAUGUACAUUGAAGGCGUAGAUGGAAAAACAAGAUAAUGUUGCUUCAAAUCAUUGUUUACUGAACAAAAUAUAUCUACUUCUUCAGUACUAAUUUUGAAGUUUCUAUUUAUCAUUUCUUUUUAAAA
Messenger RNA from Salvia splendens (bonfire salvia), 1812 nucleotides. RefSeq lists its product as uncharacterized. The record is from RefSeq and is a predicted model, not a curated record. The transcript has 4 exons. Bases 105 to 1232 code for a protein of 375 amino acids. Lineage: Eukaryota; Viridiplantae; Streptophyta; Magnoliopsida; Lamiales; Lamiaceae.